UGGGCGUUUUUCACGUGGAACCAAAAUCAACAACGGGUGAUCGCGUGUUGGUCUUACUAGAUAAGGAGGAUGACAAAGCAUUAUACAGUAAAUUUUUCAACUCUCUAGAAGAACGGGAGUAUAAACUAACAUACAAGCUGCCUACAGACUCUAAUGUGGAAUUAUUUUCUUAUGGAGAACGAGCAUAUGACCACGUUAUCAAUUUUGCACCAAAGACAAAAAAUUAUAAGGAUAAGGUAAACCCCCUUUCUCUUCUCAACUUCGUAAACAAUGGAGGCAAUAUACUUCUAGGAGCUUCAUCAGAACUUUCUGAAACGAUCCGUGAUUUUGCCCGAGAAUUUGAUAUCGAUUUUGAUGAUCUAGACACUUCCGUAAUAGAUCAUUUCAAUUAUGAUAAGUCUGACGAUGGGAAACAUACACUUAUAAUUGCGAAAGGCAUAACGAACAAUGAAGCUAUUUUAACCAAAAACGUGAUUGAAGGACCUCCAGUGCUUUUUAGGGGCAUAGCACACAAAGUUGGGACAGUACCAUUACUGACUAAGAUAUUAUGGGCCGGCGAAACCGCUUAUUCAUAUGAAACUAAAGCGGAUCAACAAGUAGACCAAGAACCAUUAGUUGUGGGAAGUAAAGCUAUGCUUGUAUCAGCUUUACAAGCAAGAAAUAAUGCAAGGAUUACAUUUGUUGGAAGCACAGAGUUGUUCAGUGAUAGAUUUUUCGAUUCACCCAUCCAAAAGACUAAUUCUGCAGAAUCAUUUACCAAGUCGGGUAAUGAGGAUUUUGUCAAAGAUUUGACAAAAUGGACUUUUCAAGAGAAAGGAGUUCUCAAGGUCACUUCUAGGAAUCAUCAUAAAGAAAACGAAACGGAGGAAUUAGAAGUCUAUCGUAUUAAGGAUAACAUUGUCUAUACUAUUGAAAUUUCCGAAUAUGCGAAUGAUCAUUGGCAAGCUUUUAAUGGCACCGAUGUGCAAUUUGAAGCCAUAAUGUUGGAUCCCUACAUUCGAAAAACUCUUACGCCAUUGCCCAUAUUACCAGAACAACAAGCACGAAAAUAUAAAGCGCACAUUCAAUUACCAGAUGUUUAUGGUGUAUUCACUUUUAAGGUCAAUUACAAACGAUCUGGCUAUUCAUACAUUGAGGAUUCGAGUGUUGUAGCAAUUAGACCCUUUAGACAUAAUGAAUAUCCGAGAUAUAUAUCUGCUGCAUAUCCUUAUUAUACAGGAGCUGCAUCAAUGAUAGUUGGUUUCUUAUUAUUCUCAGUUAUCUGGUUUUUCAAUAAGGAAAAUUCAAAGAGAGUAAAAAAGAAGAUGAGCUAG
Molecule: messenger RNA, 1313 nt
Organism: Dentiscutata heterogama
Lineage: Eukaryota; Fungi; Glomeromycota; Glomeromycetes; Diversisporales; Gigasporaceae
Source: the annotation of a GenBank genome assembly